Molecule: messenger RNA, 246 nt
Organism: Zasmidium cellare ATCC 36951
Lineage: Eukaryota; Fungi; Ascomycota; Dothideomycetes; Mycosphaerellales; Mycosphaerellaceae
Exons: 2
Coding region: 1-246 (81 amino acids)
Source: RefSeq, a predicted model, not a curated record
AUGUCGUACAGCCCCGAGCAACACGCAAUCCUGCUCAGUCUGGGUAUCGAGCAGCUGCCCGCUGUGCUGUGCUCGCCUCAAGACGAUGAGGUCGAGCUCGAGCUGGCACAGACAUUCACAGACACCCCGCCGAUCCGGAGAAUGCCAGUACCAGGCAAGCGGUGUCCCGACUGUCUGAACCGUGGGCAGGUAGUCUGGGUCAUUCCUGGCAAGAAGUGCCAGAAGUGCGGCAGAGAAGUCAACUGA